Molecule: messenger RNA, 2582 nt
Organism: Cannabis sativa
Lineage: Eukaryota; Viridiplantae; Streptophyta; Magnoliopsida; Rosales; Cannabaceae
Product: sorting nexin 2A
Exons: 4
Coding region: 364-2079 (571 amino acids)
Molecular function (GO): phosphatidylinositol binding
Source: RefSeq, a predicted model, not a curated record
AGUAUAUCAUCAUUUACUAAAUUGAAGCAACCCCAUACUCGAUUUUAUCGUUUUAUCAAAGUGAUCCUAAGUCAAUUCAGAACUUGAAAAACACGUGCCCAUCUACUUUGGCCGUCUUCACCCACCUGGCCGCCCAUCCCCGCCGCACAAUUUCUUUCACCAAAUACUCCUACGGCGCACGAUAGCCUUCUCUCUCUCUCUCUUUCUCACAUGUACCACUCCUCUUCUUCACUACACUACUCAGAGACGAAAAACCCUAAUGUCUCUCUCUCAGCCCUAAUCUGAAUUCCUUACUGAAUUUCAUUCAACCUUCACCUUAUUUACGAUUUUCACUGAAUUUGUUCCAAUUCGAGGUGUGGGAAGAUGAUGGGUUCCGAGAAUCAGAGCUUCCAAGAAGCUCAUCUCUAUGCCUCCAAAGAAGAUAUGGAAAAUCUCGUCCUUGACGACUCCUUGAAUGGCAAUAAAUCGUACUCAAAUUAUCGUAGUGCCUUGUCGUCAAUUUCCGAUUCCCACCAUCCUCUUUCCGCUCCGGUGGUUGUGACGUCAGUCGAUUCCGAUCCCCUGCUUGCUCCUCCAUCGUAUCGCGAUUUCCAGAAUCCUGGUCCUGCCAUCGCUUCCGCCGCCCCGGACAACUCCUACCUCGACCCUCCGUCUUAUGCCGAUGUUAUUUUUAGCCCCUUUGAUGGAAAUAAUUUCAACGACGCUAACGGUGUCGAUAGCCCCAGCAAGAGAUCAGACAAUUCGGGGUCUUUUUCGAGAUCGUCAUCUUCUAACUCCGAAUACAUUAAAAUAACGGUUUCCAAUCCUCAGAAAGAGCAGGAGACUUCGAAUUCGCUCGUUCCCGGAGGCAAUACAUACGUCACUUACCUGAUUAGUACGAGAACGAACCUUCCGGACUUCGGCGGAUCUGAAUUCAGCGUCCGAAGAAGGUUUCGGGAUGUUGUGACAUUGUCAGACCGGCUUGCUGAAUCGUACCGAGGGUUCUUUGUGCCGCCAAGGCCAGACAAGAGUGUGGUAGAGAGCCAGGUGAUGCAGAAGCAAGAGUUUGUGGAGCAGAGAAGGGUGGCAUUGGAGAAAUACUUGAGGAGGUUGGCUGAACACCCUGUGAUUAAGAAGAGCGAUGAAUUGAAGGUGUUCUUGCAGGUUCAAGGGAAGCUUCCUCUGCCGACGACCACCGAUGUUGCAUCGAGAAUGCUUGAUGGGGCUGUGAAGCUUCCAAAGCAGUUGUUCACUGAGAGUGCGGUAGCACCCCAUGAGGUAGUGCAGCCUGCAAAAGGUGGAAGAGAUUUGUUGAGGUUGUUCAAAGAGCUAAAGCAGUCAAUGGCCAAUGAUUGGGGAGCAUCAAAGCCACCCCUGGUUGAGGAAGAUAAGGAGUUUAUGGAGAAGAAAGAGAAGAUGCACGACCUCGAGCAACAACUAAGUUUAGCUUCCCAGCAGGCUGAAUCACUCGUCAAAGCCCAACAAGACAUGGGAGAAACAUUAGGAGAAUUGGGGUUGGCCUUUAUCAAGCUGACUAAAUUUGAGACUGAGGAGGCUGUUUCUAAUGCUCAGAAAGUCCGGGCUGCUGACAUGAAAGGUCUCGCAACUGCUGCUGUUAAAGCAAGCAGAUUCUAUCGUGAGUUGAAUGCUCAGACUGUCAAACAUCUGGAUACACUUCAUGAAUAUCUUGGGUUAAUGUUAGCUGUCAACAGUGCAUUUUCAGACCGAUCGAGUGCUUUACUUACUGUGCAGACUCUUUUAUCAGAACUAGAAUCAUUGCAGUCAAGGACUGAAAAACUUGAAGUAGCAUCAUCUAAAAUAUUUGGUGGUGACAGAUCAAGGAUUCGUAAGCUUGAGGAGUUAAAAGAAACCAUUAGGGUCACAGAGGACGCCAAACAUGUUGCAAUCAGAGAAUAUGAGCGAAUCAAGGAAAACAAUAAGUGUGAACUUGAAAGGUUUGACAAAGAGAGAGAUUCUGACUUCUUGAACAUGUUGAAGGGGUUUGUCCUCAAUCAGGUCAUUAUUCUUUUAUUUUUUCCUUCUAUUCCACACGAUCUUAUUCAUUCCUUCAUUCAUUUGAUUUCUUUGUCAAUUUCUUAGCUUUAUUUUGUCUUUAGACAGACACAACUUCACUGUACUUAUGUUUUUUCUUUGAUAUGUAAUAUGAUAAAAACAUGGGUUUUUGCUAUGCAAGUGAUCAUAUAAUUAUGUUCUCUUAUGCAAUUCUUUUUAUUAUUCGUCUUUGUUGCUUGUCAAUUUCUCACAGGUGGGAUAUGCGGAGAAAAUCGCAAAUGUGUGGGCAAAGGUGGCUGAGGACACCAGUGGUUAUGCAAGAGAAAGCUGUUGAACCCAAAAUUAUGUAAAUUCAGAAGUUUUAUUUUUAUUUAUUUAUUUUUCUUUUACUUCCAAGUUCAAAUUUUUAUUGAUAUCCCACCCAAUUGAAAUAGCAUUACAUGGAAUGGAAACAAUAAACGACAAAAUGGGUGCACUUGGUUGUUCUUUGCCUUUCUCAGUUUGUAACAGAAAGAUUUAUCGACACGUAUUUGAUCUUUGUAAAUUACAGUGCUACCUUACUUUACUUGUUUUGACAUUUAAUCUUUUAA